Messenger RNA from Setaria italica (foxtail millet), 1016 nucleotides. RefSeq names its product early nodulin-like protein 1. Lineage: Eukaryota; Viridiplantae; Streptophyta; Magnoliopsida; Poales; Poaceae. The transcript has 2 exons. The record is from RefSeq and is a predicted model, not a curated record. Gene Ontology annotation, molecular function: electron transfer activity. Gene Ontology annotation, cellular component: plasma membrane. The coding region runs from base 222 to 860 and encodes 212 amino acids.
GCUCGGCAGAGCGUCGCUCGAGGAGGUGACCGACCAGCAAAAGCAAGGCACCCCACAGCCUGCAAACCCUCGAGCGCAACGCUCGCCUACAAAUACGCUCCAGACCCGGGCCGUGUCCUCCAUCCCAAAGACUUUUUUAUACAUCCGGUGUGUUGCGGAAGUAGGGACAGCGCAAUCGGCAGUAGAGCUCAUUGCUUUGCAGGCUAGCAGUUGCAGCAGCCAUGGCGGCGAGGUUCUGCGGUCUGGGGCUCGCCAGCUGCUUCGCCCUCCUCGUCGCGACCGCCGGCGCGACGCAGUACAAGGUCGGCGGCGACAAUGGCUGGGCCGUGCCGGACGCCGCCGACGAGUCCUUCAACACCUGGGCGGAGAAGACCGGCUUCCAGAUCGGUGACCAGCUCUUGUUCGUGUACCCCAAGGACAAGGACUCGGUGCUGCUCGUGGAGCCGGCCGACUACAACGCCUGCAACACCUCCUCCUACGACAAGCGCUUCGACGACGGCAGCACCUCCUUCACGCUCGACCGCGCCGGCGCCUUCUUCUUCAUCAGCGGCGUCGAGGACAACUGCCGCGCCAACGAGAAGCUCAUUGUCAUGGUCGCCGGCGGCGGGCCGGCGCCGGCCCCGCAGGGGGGCUCGUCCUCGCCGACGCCGGCCGCGCCGGCUCCCUCGAGCGGCGGCGGUGCUGCCAAGGCGCCACCUUCCUCCUCCUCGCCCAACGCGCCGGCGGCCAAGAACUCCACGGCCAAGGGCGCGCCUCAUGCCGGCGGCGGCGGUGACAAAAACGGCGCCGCCGGCCUCAGCGUCGCUGGUUUCCUCGCCUCGUUUGUUGGCUGCGUUGCCUACGCCACGCUUGCUUUCUAAAACCCAGUGGAUGCAGUGACUUUCAUCGUGUAAGUGUGUAACCGUGUCCGUGUGUGUGCGUGAGCAAACUGUAUCUUUCGUGUCCGUUCUACGAUCCGGCAGAAAACAAAUGCUGGAUCAAAAUCUGAUUAUAAUGUUAACAGCAUUGCAGCGUCA